AGUUAACUGGAGAAGGAGGAGAAGGAGAGAUAGGAGAUCAUUGUUGUUAUUGUUGUUGUUGUUGUUGUUGUUGUUGUUGUUGUUGUUAUUUAGAGGAAUCUAGUCACGCACAGGUAGAAAGAUCGACGUCAGCGAAACUACACUACAGGAUUAAAAGGAUUAAUCCGAAAGGAUAUACACCAAAGAAAAUUAGUCUGAAUUUAAACGUGGUCGAUGGACCGACCACCCCCUAACCUCCUCUGAAAAGAUCAAUACCAAAGAAGUCAAAAGAUCAACAAGUUUAAACGCUUUUAGAUGUAGUAAAAUUUACGAGAAAAUCAUUCUUCAUCGUAUUUUAUUAAAGUGAACUUUGAUCAAUGACCGAUGAAGAUGUAAAAGGAGAAAAAAAGUAUCAAGAAACAACGAGGAAAAGUCUCAUCCUUAUUCUUGCAUUAUUGAUUUCUAACGAGCUGAACAAGCUAUUCCUGUUUCAUACAAUCAUGAUGAUGAUAAUGAUGAUGAUGAUUAUAAUGAUGGUGAUGAAGAAUUGAAAGAAUACAUUGGAGGAACAGGUGCUACUCAGAAUAAUAAUUUAUAAUUGAUAAAAUCACGAAUUUCAAGGUUGAUUAAUGAUCAAGUUUAAAAAAGAGUAAAAACAAAGAUAGAUAGAUAGAGAGAGAGAGAGAGAGAGAGAGACAAGUAUUAUUAAUCUAUUUAUUGAACAAUCAAUAUGGUUACAAAACUGAUGAUGUAAUAUCAUUGGCACCUAAAAGGGUUAUGAAAUAAUAGGAAGAAAGAAAGAAGGGAAAGAAGAAAAAAAGAAAGAAAGAAAGAAAGAAAGAAAGAAAUAUAUAAAUAAUAGAGAGAAGCUAUUGUUUCCUAGUUGAAGGAAAAGAAGGAAAGGUGAGAGGUUGUAGACGAGCUUGAAAGUUGGAAGGAGGGUUGGAAGGGUAUUGAAAUAGAGGAGUAGAAGAAGAAGAAGUGAGGAGGGAGAGAGAGAGAGAAAGAGAGAGAGAGAGAGAGAGAGAGAGAGAGAGAGGGAGAAAGAUAGCAGGGUCUUGUCUGGAAGGGUGGCAAGAGUGAAAAGCCGGGUAGGAGUAAGCCGGCUAGCAAGCAAGCAAGCAAGCAGGCAGGCAGGCAGGCAGGCAGACAGGCAGGCAAGCAGAUAGGCAGGCAGGCAGGCAGGCAGGCAGGCAAGUGAACGAGCUAGCUAUCCAAGGAAAGCGUGAGUGAGAGAGGAAGAUACAGAGACAGAGUGAGAGAGAGGGAGGAGGAGGGAGGGAGUGAGUAAGAGGAAGAAGGAAGGAGAGUUUAUAGGAGGGGUGAAACCGGGUUGAUAUCGACCGAGGAUUGCGCUUGCGUGGAAAAAGGCGCGCUCGAAGAAUUCCAUCGUGCGCGUCGUGAAAGAUAGUAGUCAAAGCUCUCCUCUCGAGUAGUAUUCGGUUGAUCGACGAGGAGGAAACGACAGGAUAGGACGAAUGCAUAACGUCAUUCUAUCACUGUAUCUGUUUUAGCGAUGUCGAGUAUACUCGACUUCCGUUAUCCUCUUUGGCUCUGUGCUUGGUGAUUCCAACGCCUGCACGAGCCAUCGACGAACUUCCGGAAGUCUUUGCGGAUAGAUAGAUACAAAGAGAGAGAGAGAGAGAGAGGGGGGAGGGAGAGAGGGAGGGAGAGAGAGAGAAGAAAAAGAGAUCAUAUUUCUUUGGAUCGAGAAGUCGACAGGGAAUAUUCAGAACGAGAGGGGUGGGAGAGGGGAGAGAGAGAGAGAGAGAAAGAGAGAGAAACGAAGAGAAAUAAGAAAGAAGAGAGUAAAGCUAUCGCGAGACGCGAUAACGAGCUGUGAUAAGACUGUAUAACUUUUUCUCUCUUUCUCUCUCUCUCUCUCUUUCCCUCUCUCUCUCUCUCUCUCUCUCUCUCUCCCUCUCUCCCUCCAUCCAUCCGCGUUGUUAACUUCUGGACACUCUCACAUAGUUACGAUAAAGUGUUCAAGAACGUCAUCGUCAUGACGUUCAUCCUACCUAGAAGACGACAUAAUUUCGAUAGAUGUGAUGGUGGUUAUAGAAGUAGUAGUGACGGUGAUGGUAGUAGUGGUAGUGAUAAUGGUAAUGAUAGUGGUAAUAGUGAUCGUGAUUAUGUUGCCUAUUCGUCACUGAAUCCACCGAGUUGAAGAAGAGCUAAUCUAAUCUAAUCUAAUCGUAAUAAUACGUGAGAGAGGAGAAGUUUUUAGUCCUCUUGUCGAUAUGCUCUGAUAGAUGAACGCGAGCGUCGAAGUCUCUCGAGGCUGAGGUGCUCGAAAAUUUGUCUCUCUUAUUUCUCUUUCUCUCUUUUUAUUUCUCUCUCUCUCUCUCUCUCUCUCUCUCUCUCCCUCUCUCUCUCUCUCUCUCCGUCUCCGUCUCUGUGCUUAACUUUCUGAACAUGAUCAAUAUGCAGCAGUUGAUCCUAGGACAAGUAUCUAGUAGUAGCGAGCAACCUCAAGAAGAGGUUCAAUUGACCGAACUAUUGCCCGUCAAACAGUCACGUAUUAGGGAGAAUAAUGUUUUCAAGGACAUCGAUGCUACCGAUGCAUUGAAAGCACUCCGAAGUUUUUCCGGUGAAUGUAACGAGGAGGAACAAGACUUUGGAUUGAGAAUUUUUGACGAGACAGAAAAUGGCCGUGAGAAAGAUGAGAUUAAAACUAAACGUGGAUGUGGAAAUAAGAGGAAAUCGAAUCAUACGAACGUUGAUAACUUGGAAAAGAAGAAAAAUAAUUCGAACGAACGUGACAUCGAUCAUCGUGAGGUGACCGAUUGUAAAAGAUCGAUAAUGUCCAAGAAAAGAAAUGUAGUAAGGAAAGAUUCUAAGAAGAUAAUGUCAGGUUCUAACAAAAGGACUGUUAAAAAGAUAGGGAUCAUUGAUUCGACUGAUCGAACGAAAGACAAUACGGAAGAGGACGAUGAUAAUCAAUCAGUUUUAUACGACGACGAAAUUCCAACAUAUUUGGAUUUGGACAAAACGAAAGAUAGUUUGAAUGACGAAAUUUACGUGUUCCGUCGUGAAAGAUCUAACUCGUGCUCUCUCUCUCAAACGUCCAGCGAAGUGAAUCAUGAAAAUACAGAAGAGAUUUAUGAAAACGAUUAUCAAACGACCGACGGUGUUCUAAUAAAGAAAUUCACUCAUCGUUCAAAGAAUUCAGAGAUUAGUACGGACGAGUUAAACUCAUCGAUAUCCGAGGAAGAAAGAACGACUCCAACGACCGACGAUAAUCCAGAGAAAGAAUUAAGAUUGAAGAUUGACGCGAUAAUCCAGGCGAAUUUUUUGGUCGAAAGAGAUAACAACAAUGUCGUUAGUCAAGAUAGAAAGAAAUUAGAUAUGAAAGAGAGUUCUUCGAAGUCAUCGUCGUCGCCACCACCAUCUCAAUUAUCUACGAUAGUAACUAACGAGGUUCAGGACGGAUCAACGUUCAGCGACGAAGAGACAAAAAGAUCAGAGGACGAUGGUAGCAAUGAGGAUCAAACCCAAAAGGAUUCUCAAAAGAAAUAUUGUUGUGUUGUUUGUGAUGCCCGUUUCAAAGGUAGCGGUGGCCUAAGGAAUCAUUAUAAAGUUGUUCACGGUGCUGGGCCAAUUUUCAAAUGUGACGAGUGCGGCAAGGAGUUCCCAUUGAAGGAACGUUUGAAGCUCCACGUUCGAACCCAUACCGGCUUCAAGCCAUACAAGUGUCCGGAAUGUGACAAGAGCUUUGCCAGGGGUGGCCAAUUGGUUCAACAUCGUCGUACACAUAGUCAGGUAAAACCUUAUCGUUGCGCCCUCUGUUCAGGUACGUUCACAUGUGCAGCGAAUCUUGCUUUGCACGUUAAAAGGCACAACGGUCAGAAGGAUCACAAAUGUGAAAUAUGUGGUAGGGGUUUCGUUAGGCGUGAUGCAUUGAAAAAACACUUGGAAUGCCUUCAUCGCGACGUCAAGUCAUUUCUAUGCGUGAUUUGUAACAAAACGUUUAAGGGACACCUGCCCCAACAUAUGAGAACUCAUGCUAGGGACAGACCACAUGGUUGUGCCACCUGCGGCCAAAGAUUUGCUCAGAAAUCACAAUUGACCGUACAUCAACGUACUCAUUCAGGACAGAGACCGUUCAGAUGUUUGGUCUGUUGGCAAGCGUUUGCGCAUUCUACUGCGUUGAAGUUGCACACCAGAAGACAUACCGGGGAAAGGCCGUUCAAAUGUGUCGAAUGUAACGCCGGUUUCACCCAAUUGCCACAUUGGAAAAAACAUAUGAAAUGUAUUCACGGUAGGAGCGAACCGUAUGGUUGCAAACGUUGCAAGAGUUUUUUCAGGAUCAAAAGUGAUCUCGAGAGUCACGAGAAAUCUUGCCAUCCAGAUGUAGAACCCGAUGUCGAGGGCUCGUCCAAUUCAUUCGGUGCCUCGAACGAUUCCACCGAUAAGAUCACCAAUACUACAAAAUACAGAACUAUGACGGUCGAGAGAAUGCGUUUGUUGUUGGCUGUAUUAUUAAAGAGGAUCAGCAAACAGGAAAGAUUAGACGAGUUGGGUUUCGGUAAACGUCUUAUCGACAAAGUUCUUCAUGAUUCUUUGAUAUCCGCUGGGAAGGAUCCGGCAACGGGUAAAGGUCUUUCAGAGUUGGAAACUCUCACCAAGAAUCUUGAGACUUUUCUCGAGUGGACCGUACCGAAGGAACAUUGGGAGAAUUUUCGUCGAAUGAAAAAAACUCCAGAAGACAUUUUGGAAACUCUCACGGCUACGUAGAGGUGAUCAUCGGGAUUAAUUAUUUUUGUUUUCUUUUAACUUUUUCUUUCUUUCUUUUUUUUUCUUUUUCUUUUCUUUUAUUUUCCGUCUCCUCGUCAAUCCCAAUCCCUUCCCUCCCCCAAUCCAAAACUCUCCUGGCAUCUCUCGAACGGUGCGACCUACGAUAGUAACAAACGAUUAGCAAAGAUAUUUAUUUCUCAAGCCGUUUGAACAAAAUCAAUCUUAAAACCCACCGUGUAUAAUACCGUGAUUAUUUUUAUUUAUUUACUAUAUUUUUUUCCUUUUUCUUUAGAAAAAAAAAAGAAAAAAAAAGAAAAAAAAGAAAAAAGAUACUUUCUAUAUCUUCAUAUCAAAUUGUUAUUCUUGUCUCUUGUACAAGCAUGCAACUAUACACAAAUUUUUUCUUCAGCUGUUGACAAUCGAAUGCCAAUCGCUGAUGAAACUUUUUCAUUUUUUAUUCUGAUUGCACCCCCGUCAUCAUUAUCAUCUCCCUCACUAGCAACAGCAACGGCUGCAACAUUAUUAUCAUCAUCAUCAUCAUCAUCAUCAUCAUCAUCAUCAUUAUCAUCGACAUCAACAGCCCAUAUUUUUAUACGUAGAAAUGAACGAGAUAAUUAUCAAUCAAAGAAGUACAUAUAUACGACUGAUUUCAUGUACUUCGGAUUUAGAUCCGUCUCGUUCGCGAUUAGCACAAUAUGGUGAUAGUUUCGUGAAAUAUCAAAUCAUACCAAAGCAAAGACAAAAGUAAACAAAUGAAAAAUAAAAAAUAAAAGAUAAAACAAAAAUCAAGAAUGCGAAAAGAUUGGGGAAGAGGGUAUCAUAAAAGAAAGGAAAGAUGAAGGUAGAUUGCAAAAUAUAGGGCUGACUUGGGUCAAAAAAGAGUCCCUUAAAUGGGCAUAAAGCAUUUAGAUGAUUUUAAACAUCGAUUAGUUUCUUUCGAAAUAUUUUUUUUUCUGAAACAAACAAAAAUUCUUAUCUACAAGCCUAAAGAGUCUUGAAAAAGGAAUAAUCGAUGUUUAAAAUUAUCUAAUAAUUUAGGGCCCUAUUCCUCUUCCCCCGUAAAACUCUUUUGACCCAUCCAAUACACGUACAUAUUUAUACUUAUACACAUAUACACACAUAUACGAUGCGUAUUAUUGCUAGAACCCAACGAAUCAAUCAAAUUUAGAUACAUUUAUUGUUAAGAGAAAUUAAAAUAAUAGGGAUCGGGGAGCUAGAGGAGGAGGAGGAGGAGGAGGAGGAGGAGAUGGGAUGGGGGAGAUAAGAGAAGAUAAGUAUGAUCGAUACUUAUGGGAAAAAAAAAAAAUAAGUCGACACUUUGAUGUGUGAUACUAUUAGAAGUGAGUGAAAAAAGAAAUGAAAAAAAAAGAAAAAAAAAAAGAAAAAAAAAAAAAAAAAA
Molecule: messenger RNA, 6115 nt
Organism: Vespa mandarinia (Asian giant hornet)
Lineage: Eukaryota; Metazoa; Arthropoda; Insecta; Hymenoptera; Vespidae
Product: zinc finger protein 37-like
Source: RefSeq, a predicted model, not a curated record